ACAUAACACAACAUAACAAACAAACAUAUGAUAUACAGAUAUAGAGUUAUAAAUGUCUGAACAAUUGAUGAUCACAUCAGUCAUCAUCAACAGUGAUAAUCAAGUUAUUUGAAUCAUGUUUUUUGUUUAUCAUUAGUGGUCAUCGGGUUUACCGAAGUGCCAGUUAAUUCUUGUACUCAAUGGGCUCACGUAUGAUGUGUUUCGGUGACAUUUGUCAUCUGUUUGAGUGUUAUCUGGAGAUUGCGUGUCCGUCGACGGCCACCACUGAUCAACCGUUUAUACUUCAGAAAUAUCCGGACUCAUACUCACAGCAAGAGAUACUGAAAUCUGUGCCACAAUUUGCUUAUCCGUGUCCACUGGACAUCGAAACAGUUACACACUUUUCAUUUGUGUUGACCAACAUUGACUCGAAGUGGACAUUCGGCUUCUGUCGACACGCGCCCAGAGGUCAUACCUGUCUGGUUAUGUUGUCAUACCUUCCGUGGCACUCGACAUUCUUCCGUGUGCUCAACCAUUGCGCUGAACUGACCAACAAUACGAGUGCCGCCGAUGGCAUACUAUUAUCGAAGUUCUUAGAGGCCGUCUAUGUCGCCGACAUUCCCCAACCCGGUCUACAGCUCAAUGUGACCUAUUGUGACAAUAAUAAGAUAUUGGAGUUCACCACUGCGUGUCCCGAUCACCAUAAGAUGCCUUCGAUACCCGAAGAUCGCAAUCUAACUGAGUAUUUCAAUGCCAUCGAUGCUAUGAAUAUGAUCGUCAUAUUUGCUAAUAUGUUGAAUGAGAGGCGUAUUAUAAUGACAUCCAAGAAGUUGAGCCGUCUGUCUGCAUGUGUUCAGGCGGCCAACUCGUUAAUCUAUCCGAUGCAUUGGCAGCAUAUAUUCAUACCGGUGUUACCCAAACAUUUGCUCGACUACCUGAGCGCUCCCAUGCCAUUCCUUAUUGGAGUUCCCGCUGUGAUUAUGAAUCGCGUGAAACGAUCUGAAUUGGGAGACAUUGUGAUACUUGAUUGCGAUGAUAAUCGGAUAGACUCGCCAUUUGAUGACAUCCAUAUGCUUCCCACUGAUGUCGUUCACACAUUGAAGAAGAGUUUGCGUAAUCCCAUGUCCUCAAUGUUAGGCGAUUCGGUCGCCCGAUCUUUUCUACGGGCAUUGGUGUCACUGAUUGGCGCCUAUAGAGAUGCGCUUCGGUUUACUCCCGGCCAGAAAAUUAGCUUUAAUUACGAGGCGUUUGUGUCUUCCCGUUCGCCAUCAGUUCAAACAUUCCUCGAAAAGAUGCUUCAGUUGCAGAUAUUUCGUCAGUUUAUUGAAGGCCGACUAGAAAUGCUCAAUAAUGGCGAAGGUUUUAGCGAUGAGUUUGAGUUUGAGGUCAAUAUGUAUGAAGAGAAGAGUACUCAUCGGCUGAAGACUCAGUACAAGGAAUGGUUGGGUGCGAUGCGUAAGGAAGGCGGAGCCAUACUUAAGAAUGUCAAUCCUGUUAUGAGAUCUGCUUACAAACAGGUCAAAGACAAGAGUCGUCGGGCGUAUAAAGACCUUAAGACUAAAAUACAAAACAACGAAAACAAAGCGUAUAGUUAUGCCGACAAUACUCACAAGUCUUCAUCAUAUAAGGUACACAAACCGUCGAGUGCACCGUCCAGUCCUACUCUACCAAUGAAACCAUCGAAUAUCAAGAAGAGUGUCAGCGGUAAUGUUAUCGGAAAGACUGACAAAACAAUUACUUAUGUUCGACAAAGGAAUACACUUAUUGGUGAUAAUAAUGACAAACCGAUAACAAGUGGUUUGCAAAAUGGUUUUUCUAAAUCAUUGUCUGUAAACAGUGGUCUUUCGAGUGUUACUUCCAAAACAUGUUUAUCUUCGGUUAAUAGUAUGGCUCCCGAGGCAUCACCUGAAGCUUCUGAUGUCGAUUCCGAGCACUCGCACGAUAUGUUAACAUUCGAUAGAAUCGAAAUCGAUUUGAUGGGCGAACUCAAAGAUUUUCUUCACAAAAAGUCUUCGGAUGAAUCAACGAAUAGCAGUAAAUCUAAUAAAUCAAUUCAAAGCCAAAGCAGUUGCAACAGCUCUUUACAAACAAAUGCAAUGCCAUUCAUAACAAAACCUCUUCCGCCUCCAAGAAGUCAUUUGGUGCGCAAAUCAAAGCCAGAGACUAAUAAAGAAGAAUCGCUGAUAGAGUUGGACACUCCUCCAGAUGACGACUCUAAUGUCAUAUUUGAUCCGUUGCUUGAAGACAAACCAUCUGAGAGUAAGACAUUUGAUUUUCAGACUCUUAGGAAUAAUUGGAAUUCAUUCGCCACUAAUAAUACUAAUAAUAAUUUAAAUGAUUUGAGAUUAAGUUUGUCAUCAUUUGCGACACCAGUGACAGCAAAGUCAAGUCUUGUUAAUCCAUUUCUUCUGAAUGAUAGUCAAAGUCAGAAUCAAACGACAAAUAGCUUUGAAAUUGUCGGUCAAAUGCCAUCAGUGACCGCACAAACUGCCAACACUAUGACCUCCGACUGCAACGGUUCGGCGCUUAUAAACAGCAAACAAAAUCAGUUCUUGUCGUCAAUGAUUAACUGGUCGUCACAACAGAUAAACAAUACUUCAAAUAAUAAUCUCAUGUCAACCGAUACUAAAGCGACAAACAGUUGGCAACAAUUUGAUUGA
Molecule: messenger RNA, 2639 nt
Organism: Oppia nitens
Lineage: Eukaryota; Metazoa; Arthropoda; Arachnida; Sarcoptiformes; Oppiidae
Product: DENN domain-containing protein 1B-like
Exons: 2
Coding region: 180-2639 (819 amino acids)
Biological process (GO): endocytosis; endocytic recycling
Cellular component (GO): intracellular membrane-bounded organelle; cytosol
Molecular function (GO): guanyl-nucleotide exchange factor activity; phosphatidylinositol phosphate binding
Source: RefSeq, a predicted model, not a curated record